This is a messenger RNA of Actinia tenebrosa (Australian red waratah sea anemone), 2522 nucleotides long. RefSeq names its product periodic tryptophan protein 2 homolog. Gene Ontology annotation, cellular component: small-subunit processome; Pwp2p-containing subcomplex of 90S preribosome. Gene Ontology annotation, molecular function: protein binding. Gene Ontology annotation, biological process: ribosomal small subunit assembly; maturation of SSU-rRNA from tricistronic rRNA transcript (SSU-rRNA, 5.8S rRNA, LSU-rRNA). NCBI's taxonomy places the organism in Eukaryota, Metazoa, Cnidaria, Anthozoa, Actiniaria, Actiniidae. The record is from RefSeq and is a predicted model, not a curated record.
UGCAAAAACUAAGUAACAUAUUCCUUCAAAUCAUGAAGUUUUCAUUCAAAUUUUCUAAUUUGCUAGGUACGGUUUACAAGCAAGGUAAUGUAGAGUUUACUACGACAGGAGAUUGUGUCGUCAGUCCUGUAGGAAACAAGGUUUCUGUCUUCGAUCUGAAAAAUAACAAGUCAUGGACAUUGCCUUUUGAAAACCGUUUGAAUAUCAAGAGACUUUGUUUAUCACCUGAUGACACAACUUUGAUAACAGUGGAUGAAGAGGGGCGAUGUAUUUUGUCCAACUUCAGAACCAAGUGUGCCAUACAUUAUUUCAACUUUAAGAAACCUGUCGAAGACAUUAGAUUCAGUCCUAAUGGAAGAUAUAUUGCUGUCACACAUGGAAAGCAUGUUCAAGUAUGGGUUGCACCAGGACACACCAAGGAGUUUGCGCCAUUUGUAUUACACAGAACUUAUACUGGCAAUUAUGAUGAUACUAUGUGUAUUGACUGGUCGGCAGAUUCAAGGUUUUUUAUUGUCGGGAGUCGAGACAUGACAGCAAGGAUAUACUCCCUCGAUCCUAUGGAAAACUUCAAACCUGUGACUUUAUCAGGUCAUCGCAAUACUGUAGUUGGAUGUUUCUUUAUAGGGAAUACACUAGACGCGUUUACCAUUGGAAGUAAUGGGGUUCUCUUGUUGUGGAAAUGUUCAACAAAACCUGAAUAUAUUGAACCAAGGAGGAAACCAAGUGAUGAUGAUGAUGAAGAGAAGGAGAAAGAUGAAGAUGAUUCACAAUCAAUGGUUAAAUAUACAAGAGAAGCCAAACAUCACUUUGAGAAAGAGAACUUCACAGAGAUCACCAGCUGCACAUUCCACAAACCAAGUCAAGUAUUGAUUGUAGGGUUUUCUAAUGGAGUCUUCACCAUCCAUGAGAUGCCUGACUUUAAUCUUAUACAAACCCUCAGUAUAUCCCAGAAGACCAUCACAUCUGUUGCUGUCAACCCAACGGGUGAAUGGCUGACAUUUGGUUGUGCAAACAUUGGUCAGUUGCUGGUCUGGGAGUGGCAGAGUGAAACCUACAUACUUAAACAACAAGGUCACUACUAUGAUAUGAACAUACUGGCAUAUUCUCCUGACGGCAACUAUAUUGCUACUGGUGGGGAUGACGCAAAGGUAAAAUUGUGGAAUACAAUGACAGGAUUCUGUUUUGUGACAUUCCAUGAGCAUUCAGCUGCAGUAACUGGGGUGGUGUUCAACAGCAAUGGUCAGGUUGUUCUUAGUUCCUCUCUGGAUGGCACAGUCAGAGCAUUUGAUCUUAAUAGAUAUUCCAAGGACAAGUGCAGUGACAGGGACGAUAAGGGGGCUGGCACUCAGUACAAUUCUUUGUAUAGGAAAUCGCUCGAUCUCGAGUACAAUUCGGAAUUUACGGGUACGAGCGAUGUUUUGAAAGUUCUUGCUGGCCAUGAGGCACCCGUGUCUGGACUAGCUUUCAAUCCCACUCAGCCAUUUUUGGUAUCAGGGUCCUGGGACAAGACUGUGAAAGUCUGGAACGUGUUUGAGAGUAAAAUAAGUCGAGAGACGCUUGACCUCACAUCAGAUGUUGUGACUAUCGCAAUUCGACCAGAUGGCAAAGAGGUAGCAGUGUCUACCCUGGACGGGACGCUUACCUUCUGGGACAUCGUAUCAGCCGUUCAAGUCAAGUCUGUUGAUGGGCAUCGAGACCUCGGGGGAGGUAGACGAGCACAGGACAUGAUAACAGCAAAGUCUUCGUCUUUUGGAAAGUGUUUUUCAAGUCUUUGCUACUCAGCUGACGGGCAGUGUGUUCUUGCUGGAGGACGUUCAAAAUUUGUCUGCAUCUACCAUGUAGAACAGCAGAUCCUCAUGAAGAGAUUUCAAGUGUCUGGGAAUAAAUCUUUUGAUGCCAUGCAGGAAUAUAUUCGCAGCGAUCGCAUGACAGACGCAGGCCCAGUAGACCUGAUCGAUGAUGAAGACAGCGACAAAGAAGACAUCUCUCUGCCUGGAGUAACCAAGGGUGACAUGAGCUCCAGAACCACCAAACCAGAGAUCCGUGUCAAAAGUGUGCAGUUUUCCCCAACAGGUCGUGCCUGGUCCGCAGCAACGACGGAAGGUCUCAUAAUCUACUCUCUCGACGCUUCACUGGUCUUCGAUCCCUAUGACUUGGACACUGAUGUCACGCCAGAAACUACACGAAGAGUGUUAGCCAAGGGAGAGUUCAGUAGGGCCCUGGUGCUGAGUUUUAGGCUCAAUGAACAAGAUCUUGUUAGAGAAGUGGUUGAAAGUAUCAAAUCUUGUGACAUUCGUCUGGUCGUACAGUCAUUGUCCGAGGUCUACGUUGACAAGAUGCUGAAGUUUGUGUCCGGUGAACUCGAAUCUUCUCGACAUCUCGAGUUUUAUUUGUUAUGGUGCAAAGAACUAUUCACAGUACACGGGCAGGCGAUCAAGCAGCGCUCACCUAAUGUUAUGCAUGUACUUAGAACGUUACAGAAAAACAUGACGCGGCAUCAGGAAGAUUUGGGACAACUGUGA